UUUCUUAUUUUCAGACUGGAGGAUUUGGAUAGAGAAGAGGGAGAAAGGGAAAGAUUUUUUUUUUGGUAAAACUGGGCAGCCAUCUUUUAUUUUAUUGAGAGCAUAUUAAAAGAAAUUAGCCUCACCUUCAGUGGACGUCUCCUCUGAAGCUGAAAAUCUGGGCAUUCAGAGGGUUAAGUUUCAGGACUUUAUUCCUGUAUCUCGGAUGUGAUUUUCUUGUUAUGCGGUAAAGAUGCCCGGAUCGCUAAGCAAUGAAGAUGAGGGGCAAGACGAUGUGGAUUUUGAGGACGACGUGCCAGAUGAGGAUGAGGAAGGUGAACGUCGGAGGAGUGUUCCCCUGUCACCCUUAGAGAGGUUCUUCUCUGAGGAUGAUUCGGUUAAACAACACAAGAAGAAGAAACCCAGCAAGAUAAUGGAGGGAAAGGAGCCCAAAAUGAAGAAAAAGAAGAAGAAGGAGGGACUUCCUAGUGGACUAGAUGACAUGUCAGACAGAGAGGAUCACGGUCACAGGUCAGGAAGUGAGAGCAGCACCUACAGCUCCCUGAAGAAGAAAAAGAAGAAGCCCAAAGAGAAGAAGGAGAGGAAAACCAAACAGCGGAAGAAAGACGAUGAUGAGGACGAUGAUGAUGACGAUGAUGGAAACUUAAAGGAGCCAAAGUCCUCCAGUCAGCUGAUGCAAGAGUGGGGUCUUGAAGAUGUGCAGUACGCCUUUUCAGAGGACGACUAUAAAACCAUCACCAACUACAAAGCCUUCAGCCAGUUUCUUAGGCCUCUCAUUGCCAAGAAGAACCCCAAGAUCCCCAUGUCAAAAAUGAUGACGGUGCUUGGAGCAAAGUGGAGAGAGUUCAGUGCGAACAACCCUUUCAAAGGCACCUCUGCAACUGCUGUAGCGGCUGCCGUAGCUGCUGCCGUGGAAACUGUCAAUGUGGCUCCACCCAUCUGUAUUAGAAGUAUCCAACAGAUCUCACCAUCUGGGCCAAUCAAAAAAGCCAAAACCAAAGAGGGAAAGGGGCCUGGUGCUAAAAAAAAAAGUAAGCCAGUGAAAGAAACAAAAAAGAAAGGGAAACCGAAGAAGUCCAAAUCAAAAGCAGGCCAGGGUGGAAAAAGAAAAAAAGGCUCUUCGAGCGAGGAGGAUUUCCUGGAUGACUUUUCAGACUUUGAUGACAUCAGCAUUCACAGUGCCUCUGUACUCUCAGACACUUCAGCGGCACCCAAAAAGAAAUCAGCCCGCCGAGGACGAAAAAAAAGAAAAAGAGAGGAUGGAGACGGCUACGAGACAGACCAUCAAGAUUACUGCGAGGUCUGUCAGCAGGGAGGAGAGAUCAUUCUAUGUGACACCUGUCCCAGAGCAUAUCACCUGGUGUGUCUGGAUCCAGAACUGGAGAAAGCCCCUGAGGGCAAAUGGAGCUGCCCCCACUGUGAAAAAGAAGGCAUUCAGUGGGAGGCCAAAGAUGACGAAGAGGAGGAAGACGAGGUUGCUGGUGAGGAGGAAGAUGACCACAUGGAGUUCUGCAGAGUGUGUAAGGACGGAGGAGAGCUGCUGUGCUGUGACACCUGCCCUUCCUCCUACCACAUCCACUGUCUCAACCCACCACUUCCUGAAAUUCCCAAUGGAGAAUGGCUGUGUCCACGAUGCAUGUGUCCCCCGUUAAAAGGGAAAGUCCAGAAGAUUCUGCACUGGGCGUGGAGCGAUCCUCCUCUACCACCUGAGGUUCCUCUUGGACGAGAUGGAGAGAAGGUAGACGGUUUGGCCAAAGUGCCGCUGAAGGGUCGUCCAGAGAGGCAGCUGUUUGUGAAAUGGGCUGGGCUGUCUUACUGGCACUGCUCCUGGGUCAGCGAACUACAGUUGGAGCUAUAUCACACAGUAAUGUACCGUAACUAUCAGCGUAAAAACGACAUGGACGAACCGCCACCAUACGACUAUGGCUCUGGGGAAGAGGAACUUAACAGCGAGAAGAGGAGGAGCAAAGACCCCCAGUAUGCAGCCAUGGAGGAACGAUUCUACCGUUACGGCAUCAAGCCGGAGUGGAUGAUCAUUCACCGGAUCCUCAACCACAGUUUUGAUAAGGAUGGCGAUGUACACUACCUGAUUAAGUGGAGAGAUUUGCCAUACGAUCAGUGCACCUGGGAGACUGAUGACUUUGACAUCCCAGAUUGUGACAGCUUUAAACAAGCCUACUGGGAUCACAGGGAUCAGGUGCUUGGAGAAAGCCAUCACCCCCUGCUGUUCAGAAAGGGAAAGCGACUCAAAGAGGAAGGAAAGAGGAGAGAACCUCCACCGGACACUCCAAUUGUGGAUCCUACCAUCAAGUUUGAACAGCAGCAGUGGUACAUUGAUGACACGGGGGGAACUUUGCACCCAUACCAACUGGAAGGCCUGAACUGGUUGCGAUUCUCUUGGGCCCAAGGAACCGACACAAUCUUGGCUGAUGAAAUGGGGCUUGGCAAGACUGUGCAGACUAUAGUGUUCCUGUACUCACUCUACAAAGAGGGUCACUCCAAAGGGCCGUUUUUGGUCAGUGCGCCGCUCUCCACCAUCAUCAACUGGGAGAGAGAGUUUGAGAUGUGGGCUCCGGAUUUCUAUGUUGUGACUUACACGGGGGACAAAGACAGCAGGGCUGUCAUACGUGAGAAUGAAUUUACCUUUGAGGAUGGCACCGUCAAAUCAGGACGCAAGGUUUUCCGCAUGAAGAAGGACACACCGAUCAAGUUUCAUGUCCUGUUGACGUCAUAUGAACUCAUCACCAUUGAUCAGGCAAUACUUGGCUCCAUUGCCUGGGCCUGUUUGGUUGUGGAUGAAGCCCACCGCUUGAAGAAUAACCAGUCAAAGUUUUUCAGAAUUCUGAAUGGCUACAAAAUCUACUAUAAGCUGCUCCUGACAGGAACCCCUUUGCAGAACAAUCUCGAAGAGCUUUUUCACCUGCUCAACUUUCUCACCCCGGAGCGCUUCAAUAACCUGGAGGGCUUUCUGGAGGAAUUUGCGGACAUCUCGAAAGAGGACCAGAUUAAGAAACUACACGACCUGUUGGGGCCGCACAUGCUCAGGAGACUGAAGGCAGACGUGUUUAAGAACAUGCCAGCAAAAACUGAGCUGAUAGUGCGAGUAGAGCUCAGCCCCAUGCAGAAGAAAUACUACAAGUUCAUUUUAACACGGAACUUUGAGGCAUUGAAUUCUAAGGGAGGAGGGAACCAGGUGUCUCUUCUUAACAUCAUGAUGGACUUGAAGAAAUGCUGCAACCAUCCCUACCUGUUUCCAGUGGCUGCAGUGGAAGCUCCAGUCUUACCCAAUGGUUCAUAUGAUGGCAACCUCCUGGUGAAAUCCUCAGGAAAACUCACCCUGCUUCAAAAGAUGCUCAAAAAACUGAAAGAUGAAGGGCACAGAGUUCUCAUCUUCUCUCAGAUGACAAAGAUGCUAGAUCUGCUAGAGGACUUCCUGGAGUUUGAGGGGUAUAAAUAUGAGCGUAUUGAUGGUGGCAUUACGGGGGGACUGCGACAGGAGGCCAUCGAUCGCUUUAACGCACCCGGCGCUCAGCAGUUCUGUUUUCUGCUGUCUACACGUGCUGGAGGAUUGGGUAUCAAUCUGGCAACCGCAGACACAGUGAUCAUAUAUGACUCUGACUGGAACCCACACAAUGAUAUUCAGGCAUUUAGCAGGGCACAUCGUAUCGGGCAAAAUAAAAAGGUGAUGAUCUACCGUUUUGUAACUCGGGCAUCGGUAGAGGAGCGUAUUACCCAGGUAGCCAAGCGAAAGAUGAUGCUAACCCAUCUGGUGGUGCGUCCCGGCUUGGGCUCUAAGACGGGCUCCAUGUCGAAACAGGAACUAGACGAUAUCCUUAAGUUCGGCACUGAGGAGCUUUUUAAAGAUGAUGUGGAAGCCGCCAGAGCGAUGGGAGAUAAUAAAGAAGGAGAGGAGGGCAGUGUGAUCCACUACGACGAUAACGCCAUUUCCAAACUGCUGGACCGUAGCCAGGAUGCCACCGAAGACACAGAGAUCCAGAACAUGAAUGAGUACCUGAGCUCAUUCAAGGUUGCUCAGUAUGUUGUGAGAGAGGAGGAUGGAGAGGAGGAGGUCCAGAGGGAGAUUAUUAAGCAGGAAGAGAAUGUUGAUCCAGACUACUGGGAGAAGCUCUUGAGGCACCAUUAUGAGCAGCAGCAGGAGGAUUUGGCCCGGAACCUGGGCAAAGGGAAACGUAUCCGCAAACAGGUCAACUAUAAUGACGCCUCUCAGGAGGACCAAGAGUGGCAGGAUGAUCUUUCAGAUAAUCAAUCGGAGUACUCCGUUGGGUCCGAGGAUGAGGAUGAAGAUUUUGAGGAACGUCCUGAAGGAGGACGCAGACAAUCUCGCAGACAGUUGAAGAGCGAUCGGGACAAACCAUUGCCACCGCUGCUGGCUAGAGUUAGUGGAAAUAUAGAGGUUUUGGGAUUUAACGCCCGGCAGCGGAAAGCCUUCCUGAAUGCGAUUAUGCGCUGGGGUAUGCCCCCACAAGAUGCCUUCAACUCUCACUGGCUGGUCCGUGACCUGAGAGGAAAAAGCGAGAAGGAGUUCAGGGCUUAUGUAUCUCUGUUCAUGAGGCACCUGUGUGAGCCAGGGGCAGACGGAGCAGAGACAUUUGCAGAUGGAGUCCCGAGGGAAGGCCUAUCCCGCCAACAUGUUCUCACCCGGAUCGGUGUCAUGUCUCUGGUCCGCAAGAAGGUUCAGGAGUUCGAGCAUGUGAAUGGGAAGUUUAGUACACCAGAUUUGAUUCCUGUGGGAUUGGAGCUGAAAAAACUUACUGAAAGUGUCUCUUCUGACCCCAAUACACCUGUUCCUGCCAGUCCUGUUCCAACUCAACCCAGCACCCCUGUUCCUUCAGAAAAGACAGAGUCAGUGUCCGGUUCUCAAGAAGACAAAGAGAUUACAGAACCAGAGAGUACCAAAUCGCUGGACCCUGAGCAGCAGGUUAUGCCAGAACCGUCCCCUGCACCAGAGAAAUCUAACGAGGGUGAAGAUCAAAAAAGUGCAAGUCCAGAAGGAAAAGCAAUGGAAGAGAGCGAGAAGAAUGACAUCCCUUCUGUCCUUUUAGAGCCAUCGUCCAAUCAAGCACAGCCGUCCAGUAAACCUAGUGAGCAGUCGGCCAAUCAGACACCUUUAGACUGUGGUAAAGGGAAAGAAACUUCUCCAGAGAGAAGGGAAAAUAAACCCAGCCCAGCAAAAAUAGAUGAUAAGGAGCAAAAACCAGCCAUUCCUGACGAUUUAAAAUCUGAAGACCCCCCUGAGAACCAACUGAAUGGUGAGAAAGACGCGAGGGAUGAUGUGGAUGAGAGCCACAGAGAUGAAAAGAACAGCAUCAAGACUCGUUUCAUGUUUAAUAUCGCAGAUGGAGGAUUCACAGAAUUACACACGCUGUGGCAGAACGAGGAACGUGCAGCUGUGUCAUCUGGCAAAAUGUAUGACAUCUGGCACCGUCGCCAUGACUACUGGCUGCUAGCUGGCAUCGUAACACACGGCUAUGCCCGCUGGCAGGACAUUCAGAACGACCCUCGCUACGCCAUCCUCAACGAGCCUUUCAAGACUGAAAUGCACAAAGGGAACUACUUAGAAAUGAAGAAUAAAUUUCUUGCCCGACGUUUUAAGCUCCUGGAACAGGCGUUGGUAAUUGAGGAGCAGCUUCGGCGAGCGGCGUACCUGAAUAUGACUCAGGAUCCCAGUCACCCCGCCAUGGCCCUCAACACACGCUUCGCAGAGGUGGAGUGCCUGGCUGAGUCCCAUCAGCACCUCUCCAAAGAGUCACUGGCUGGUAACAAGCCAGCCAAUGCUGUGCUGCACAAAGUGUUGAAUCAGCUGGAGGAGCUGUUAAGUGAUAUGAAGGCUGAUGUGACGCGGUUGCCCUCCAUGCUUUCGCGGGUCCCACCCGUAUCCGCCCGGCUCCAGAUGUCAGAGCGGGGCAUCCUCAGCAGACUCACCAGCCGGGGCAACGAGCCGCCACCUCAGCAGCCUUUCCCUCAGGGCUCUUUCGGCUGUUCUCAAAUGUAUAAUAGUGGUUUCGCCGGAGGGUUCCGUGGACCUGGAGGCACCGCGAUGGUGAACUACAGCCAGAUGCCCCUGGGGCCGUAUGUCAGCGUGUCCUCAAAUGGACCUCCGGCUCCAACCAGCCACCUAGAAAAGAAGUCCAGUGAUGCUCUGCGAGAUGUGGCCACCCCUGAUUUAAAAUCAGGCAAACCUAGCGAUGUUAUAUGCAUUGAGGACUAGCACGCAGCCGUUCCGUCCUCCUUCUGUACAAUACUUAUGGACAAAACUGUGGAGGACUCCUCCAAACUAUGAAUAUUAAACAGCAAACCUUAUCAGUUGCACUUUUGUCUUUCAGAAUCUGUACUUGUAUGCGCCUGUAAGUUUCAUUCAGUAGAGUUCGGUUCUCUUUUGUUCUUUUUCAACUUCUGCGAUACGAAAGUCUUGAUCGAUUAAGGACAGACUAAGGACGCUUACAAAGAGGGCACCAUUGUUCCGACAGUCCUCUUUUGAGUUUUUUUAGAAUUAUUAUUUUUACAUCGUGGCUUGUUUUCCUCAAUGGCCAUGAAGGACAUUUUCAUCUCUGCUAAUGUUGAGCCAUCUGGAGGUGCUACUAGUUCCUGGCCAGUUCACGGACCGGACGUCCCACCUCUACAGCCUGUGCUUUGCUCCUGGCUCUGCUCAUGGAUUGUGUAUUGUUGCUGCCCCUGCAGGUUAUCGCUGUGUAUUGCAUCUAAACACAGAAUAUAGUGCAAUGACUGUCAUUUUUUCUGGAAAACUUCAGAUGAUUUUACAGUACGUCACCACUGAUUUUUUGCUUGUACUGGAUUGUUUUUUUUAGUUUACAUUCCUCUUUAAAAAGAAGUUGACCAAGAGUGUUGACCAUGAUGAUUGAAAGGUGCUCUCAGUAAUUUUUUUUUUCAUUUCGAAAAUGUUGUGUGCACUUAAAAUCAGCAGUAGCCUAUUAAAAAAAGCUUAUUUACAUAGGGUCGGGCUGCUUCGUGUUAGGUCACGUGACCUACUUAAUAAUACUCACUAAGCAAAAAUUACAGAUUGCACCUUUAAAAGCAGUAUUAAAGGGGUGGUUGAUUGUGAUUUCACUUUUUAACGUUAGUUAGUGUGUAAUAAUGCUGUUUGUUUGUACAAACAAUAUCUGCAACAUCUAUAAGUUGAAAGUUGAGUGAAAACAGAGAUAUCUCUCUUAAAAUGAUGACAGUUUAAUGCCUACAAAAUAAUAAACUGUGUUCCAAAUAUACACUUUAGACAGAUAUUUUUCACAUAGCUAUGAGAAGCAUUAAACGUGGACGAGCUUGCAGAUGCUGUGCUGUAUUAAAGCUUUAAUCAGGAUUAAAAUGUAUAUUAGACGCCAAAGGAAGCAGCGGCAUUUAAAAAUAACCGUUUCUAGAAGUAUGAGGCAACAGCAAAACUUAGCAUAGUCGUGUGCUUGAGCAGGUUCUGCUCGAUUCUCUGCGUUUCAAUAGGCUCGAAUUGAAAAGCGAUAUAAACCGUUUACGAUACAACUGGAGCGCAUGUGGCUGAGGUGAGGGGCGGGACUUGUAGACGCACACUAGAGGCGGCUUAGCCAAUCACAACACACUGAGCCAGCUAAUCAAUAUCACGUAUGGGCUUCAUUAAAACAGGAAAUCAUUGGAUAGUGCAAAAGAGAAGGGAUGGCAAGGUGUAGAAUAAAUAAAUAGAUUAUGUGAAAAAUAAUGGGUUUUUUUUAAACAUACAGAAUUAAAAGCAUUAACACGUGUUAGACUGCACCCCAUUGACACAAUAAAAUAAAAAAAACCAGUCAAACACCCCUUUAAAUCAAUGGCAAAUGGAAUGUUUCAUGAACUUUGAGCUGAAACUUUAAAAAAAAGUAAACAAUUUUAAUGGAAUGUUUCAUUUUAAAUGCAUCUGGCAGGCGGUUUAAUAUUUUCAUAUGUCCCUCAGUUUGUAAAAAACGAAACAAAAUGCGUUUAUAGUCAUUUAUUUGCAAUAUAUGGGGUAACUGUACAGACAUUUAAGACGGAGUAAACUCUGCCCACAAUUGCGUAAGCCUGGAAAUUUUAACAUAUAAAAAGAAGUCUCGCAAUUUUGUAUAUUCAGUUGUUUUAUAUAAAUUCAAUUUAAUUAUUUUUAAACUUUUCGAUGUUUCACUUUUGCUGACAUGUAGGCGCUUGAACACAAUACAAGCUUCACAUUUCUGAUGCAAUGCAUUUUCAUAAAGACAUUUUGUUUUUAUUUUACAAAGUGAGGGACAAGCCAAGUUUCUAUUGUAUUAUUAUAUUAUUGUUAUAAACUGUUAUUAUAUUAUAUUCAUGCGAUCAGCAGCAUGUCUGGAAUAUUUCUGUUUUUUUAGUUCUCUUGUGCAUUUUGUCUACCAUGCUCCUAACUUCCUCAAAUUCAGAUGCUUUUAAUUUGUAAGCUUUUUGUAUUAUUACUGUUAUCAUAUACUUUUUACUGUCAGAUGCAUUUUGCUUGACAUUUUGUGAAUUGCUGACCCCAAGUGCAUCGGUUUUUCUAGGCCGAGCUUAUGGAUAGUAUUGACAUGAUUGUUCUGGUGCCAUAAGUGGUGUGGAUAUGGAUUGUUUUUGUUUCAUUUGAAAUAAUAUGCCUUGUGUAACAGUGUUUUUAAGCAGCGCACUUUAUAUGGAGAUCAGAUGUGACCAUAGAGACGGCAUCUCCUAUGGGCCAUUUAAAACGCAGUAGAAACCUCUUUUAAUAACUUGUAUACUCAGUUUCAGUCUGUGGUAUUAGUCAUGUUAAUUAAUGUAGAUGAAGUAUUUUGUUUGUUUUCUGCAUCUUAGCAUCAAUGUAAAUGGCACUGAAGUGUCAUGGCUGACCGUAAACGUGAUCAUAGCUUCUUUUGCAGUAGUUUUAACUUAAGGGGUUCGAGAUGAUCAUUUUUGUGUAAAUUAUGAAUGUUGGGAAAAAAAUGCAGUUAAAUGUUCACACGCACACUUGCGCUAGGAAAAAAAAUGAUUUCAGUGAAACACAAAGACAGCCUCAAGAGUCAAGGGACCUUAAAUCCAAGGUUAUUAAGAGAGAGCCAGCAGCAUAAAAUGUGUUGUGAAAUUAAGUUUUGUUUUAAUCCUGUGUGAUGAGUUUACACCAUUUCAUUUGUACUUUUUAUCACAGUAUUGAUAUUGGCAUUAAGCUCCAUUUAAAUGCAAUCAAACUGAAGCCAAAAUGAAUGUAUUAAGUAUUUAAAAAGCUUCAGUCUAAUAUUAGAAGUCUUUUCAUUCACGUACACACUAGGCUUCAAAAGCUACUAAAAGACCCUGGUCAAGACACCUUUGUUGCAAUGAACGCACAGCAUGUGAGAUGUCUCUAGAUUAUUUUUGACCAGAGGGAUCUUUGUUCUGGUUUUUAAACAGCUGUGAGAAAAAAAACAGUAAACGGUUAUUCUGCAGAGAUAAGAAAAUGGAAAACAGAUAAGUGAACUACCAUCAUUUCACUUUGUACUCAGUGUAUUUGUUUAAUGUUUUAAUAAAUCCUCUACAAUAAGAA
Molecule: messenger RNA, 9487 nt
Organism: Puntigrus tetrazona (Sumatra barb)
Lineage: Eukaryota; Metazoa; Chordata; Actinopteri; Cypriniformes; Cyprinidae
Gene: chd5
Product: chromodomain helicase DNA binding protein 5
Exons: 40
Coding region: 233-6229 (1998 amino acids)
Biological process (GO): chromatin remodeling; negative regulation of transcription by RNA polymerase II
Cellular component (GO): nucleus; chromatin; NuRD complex
Molecular function (GO): chromatin binding; ATP binding; ATP hydrolysis activity
Source: RefSeq, a predicted model, not a curated record